Molecule: messenger RNA, 792 nt
Organism: Anoplopoma fimbria (sablefish)
Lineage: Eukaryota; Metazoa; Chordata; Actinopteri; Perciformes; Anoplopomatidae
Product: barH-like 1 homeobox protein
Exons: 2
Coding region: 8-379 (123 amino acids)
Biological process (GO): regulation of DNA-templated transcription
Molecular function (GO): DNA binding; DNA-binding transcription factor activity, RNA polymerase II-specific
Source: RefSeq, a predicted model, not a curated record
CCCGCUGAUGGAACAUCUGAAGAAACCUCGUAAAGCUCGGACGGCGUUCAGCGACCAGCAGCUGUCGAAGCUGGAAGGAAGCUUCCAGAACCAGAAGUACCUGAGUGUCCAGGACCGCAUGGAGCUGGCUGCCUCACUGCAGCUCAGCGACACCCAGGUCAAGACCUGGUACCAGAACAGGAGAACCAAGUGGAAGCGGCAGUCGGCCGUCGGGCUGGAGCUGCUGGCCGGAGCCGGACGGAUGUUCCUGCCAGCUCACUUCCUGUUCCCUCAUGCCCCGCCCACACCGGACCUCUACCUGUACCGAAGCCCCGCCCACCACCCGGUCCAGUCCCUGCUGCCUCGAGUCCUGACCCACAGCGGACCACACCCCCACUGACACCGGCGCACUGGGAGCACUGGUUUCUACUGGACGCCGUGGAGACAAACAAGCGUUUGAUUAUUGAACAGAAGCUUUAUUGAUCGUCUGAAACACGGCUGUCCUCUCCGGUUCUGAUGCUGUUUCAGGACCUGACGCCGUCUGGAGGGACCAGGUCCUGGAACUAAAUCUGGAUCCUGGUCUGGAUCCGAUACUGGAUACAGGUUCAGGUACUUUCAAGUUCUUGAGGCAACGGCAUGGCUCAUGAUUGGUUGAGCAGAUGUGACAUCACAACAAAAGUAAACAGCGUCUGAUUGGUGCGUCUGAGAGGAUCCAGACCACCAGACCCGUAACGGAACCACCGACAUGUUUUGAUCCACGACGGACCAGAAGAUCAAACAAACAAACUAAAGAAUAUCUGAGAACGAGACGAG